Debaryomyces hansenii CBS767 is the source of this 2598-nucleotide messenger RNA. RefSeq lists its product as uncharacterized. The transcript has a single exon. The coding region runs from base 1 to 2598 and encodes 865 amino acids. Gene Ontology annotation, cellular component: spindle pole; equatorial microtubule organizing center; gamma-tubulin complex. The record is from RefSeq and is a predicted model, not a curated record. NCBI's taxonomy places the organism in Eukaryota, Fungi, Ascomycota, Pichiomycetes, Serinales, Debaryomycetaceae. Gene Ontology annotation, molecular function: gamma-tubulin binding; microtubule minus-end binding. Gene Ontology annotation, biological process: mitotic cell cycle; cytoplasmic microtubule organization; microtubule nucleation.
AUGACGAGUUUCAUAUCAUCGCAAAUGGGCGAUGUUGAACAGGAUAUUGUUGUUCUAUCCGACCAACCCAAUGUUUUAAACACAUGUGUCAAUCAACCAAAUCGAGGACGUAGUAAGACAAGACCAUAUCCACUAAGCGAAUUGAACGACUUGAAAAUACAACAAGGCUUGAUAAUUAAGGAUUUGUUGUUUUCUUUGAUUGGAUAUGAAGGAUGCUAUAUUAGGUAUAGUGAAAAAUAUGAUCCAAGUGAGAUCAAUUCCAAAAUAAGAGGCCCUGAUUUUAAGAUCGCAAAACAUCUAGACAUAAGCUUAAAGUGCAUUACCAAGAAACUUGUGAAGUUUGGCAAGUACUAUUCAGGAUUGAAUGGAUUCUUAGAGUUGUAUGAUAGGCCAGAAUUUGGUAAAGUUGUGCAAAGGUUAUGUUUUGCAAUUAGUGAAUUCCUUAUCGUCUACCAACAAGUAAUUAAACACAUAGAGGAUGAAUUCAAAUUUAAUUCAACUUUUAAUCUUAGCAUAUUUGAAACCAUCUUGAAUCAGGAGCUUUCACUCAAACUAAGUCAUUUCUAUGAUAUCGUCAUAGCUGUUCAUACCGAAACUAUUGAACGGAGCAAAUACAAGCAUCAAACGAGUGAAUCAUAUUUCAAUAAUUUCAUUAAAAGCAUUCAAAAUGAUCUUAAAGAAACAGGAUCCAUAGAUCUUGCGACUGAUAAUGUGAAUUUUGAAUUUUGUAAAGGAGGAAUUCUCUUAAAAAUAAUACAAGACAGAAUUAAUGCAUAUCAAGGUGAUGUUAUUUCUCUAGAGUUCUUAACUAAAAUAUUUGACGUGGUUAGUAUUGAUUAUGUUUCCAUGCUUAAUAAAUGGCUAAUUAAUGGGGAGAUAGAUGACUCUGCUGAGGAAUUCAUAAUCAAGAUGAAUAGGUUUCCCGAUAAUCCUGAUAGCCCGAUCCGCCGUAAUGUGGAAAAAUAUUGGGACGAGCUAUACGUCACAAGAACUGACGGUGUUAUAGAUCAGUUCUCAAGCAAAGAUAUACAGUUGAAAAUACUAGCAACCGGAAAGUAUUUAAAUAUAUUCAAGACUUGCACAGGUCUUUAUGACUUUCAGCAAUUAAAUGAACUAAUACAACCUAUCGAUAGGUUAUACUCACAAGAUCUAGAAUUAAAAAUCAAUGAAUACUAUAGAAGAGCUAAUAAAUUGCUAAUGAAGUUGUUAUUCGAAGGAUACCAAUUCCCAAGCUUAAUAGACGGGUUCCAGACACUUUUCUUAUUCAAGGAUUCUUCAAAGAUUGAUGUCUUCUUAGAGAAAUCAUUUAAUGAUUUACGAAAGAAUAAGCAUGCGAUUUCCACAUCUAGGCUUUCUAAACUUUAUGACGAUACAUUGCAGCAUAAAAAGGAUGAUUUUCAGGUGAAAGAUAUAAAUAAACAAAAUAGCAUAUCUGAUAAUAAAAUGAAUGAUGUUUUAAGUUAUUGUCUGGGUUUGUCUAUUGAUUUUACUAAUUUUUAUGACUUGGCUGAAGAAAUUUUGAAUGUUAAGUCUUUUGAUGCAGAAGAGGCAUUUAAGAAUGGCCAAAAUUCUAAUAUUUUUAAAGCAUUAUUAAAUAACUCCUUAGAGAGAGAUCAAAUUAAUUCUGCGGGUUCAAACAUUUCACCAAACAGCUAUGACCCUGAUCACUCAGAUGAGUAUACGAUUUCUGGAGUCAACUUAGAUAUGGAUUUACCAUUUCCCUUGAAUAUGAUUGUAGGGCAAAACUACGUUCUCGAAUAUCAAUUAAUUUUCAAAUUGCAAAUGAUUGUGAAGUUCAUUAAUAAAUUGAUUGAUAAUACGUGGAAAGAGAUUAAUUAUUCUACUGUGUGGAAAUAUACUGGUUUUCAUCCGAAAAUUAGAAAGUGGAUUUUAAGAUGCCGUAUAUUGAAUAAUAGAAUGAAAGAUUUCAUGAAUGAUCUACAAUUUUAUUUAAAUUUUGAUAUCAUUGAAACGAAUUUUGAUUCCUUUAGACAACAUUUUAAGGACAUACAAAAAUUGUUACAUAAGGAGAGACUCGGAUCAAACAUAAGCCAUCAAAAUAUUAAUAAUAGUGGCAUUUUUGGAUUUAAAAAUGGUUCAUUAGCUAAUUAUAAUCACAAUAAUCUUUUUGAUGAAAAAAUAAUGAAUCAUAAUCAGAAUUUUAAUGAUGUUCCGAACGACAAUUUGAUCAAUAUAGACAAUUUGAUUAAUAAACUAGGUUCUUUCUUAAAUAAUAUUUUGAGAGAUUCAUUCAUUACUAACAAGGUUCUAAUUGAUGUUCUUAAAAAUAUGUUUGAUCUGAUUAUCCUGUACAACCAUUAUUUGAACAGGUUGAAAAAAUCUUUAAUAAUGUCAAACAAGGACUUGUUUCACAAAUUUAGUCAGGACUAUCCAGAAAAAUUUCAGAAUAGAGUAAUGGAUGAUGAACUGAUUGGAACAAGAUUUAAAAACUUGGAUGGAAUGCUAAAUUCACAUUUUGAAAUUUUUAAUGAUUCGUUAACGGAAUUUAUAGUUACAAUGAAGUCCCAUGGUAACUUGGAGAAUCAACUGUUUUUAAUCUUAAUUGAAAGAUUAGAACAUUGUUUUCCAGAUCAUUAA